AAUGCAGAUAAAACAUUGUCCUGUUUCCGUUACCCAGAUGAUAACGCUUAGUUUCGUACGCGGAAGCAUUGGUAAAGGUCGUUUGAGCGUGGAAGGGGAGGAGAAUAUACAUAAAAAUCAUAGAUGGGAGGGAGGAGUGAGAGCAACAGAGAGUGAGUGGAGGCAGGUUAAGAAGAAGGCGCUUUCUUGGCUCCGUGGACCGGGGUUUUUUUUUCUGGGUUUCCUCGCGUUGUUUUCGUACCGUCACUUUCUCUAGCUGGGACUGAGAAGACAGCAGCUGCCAAAGAGUUUCCCAUAGAGACCCUGAGAGCAGAGCGGGAAGUGUGAUCUUACUUUACUCUCUCUGCGGCCAGAAAGACUUCAGCCAGCUCCUCGCCAUGUCUGCCCCUGGUUACCCAGGCCCUCACCACCAGGCUCCCUACCCCAUGCCUCAGCCCGGGGGCCACUCUGUAGCCCCUUAUCCAGUUUCUCCGGGUGGGUAUGGAGACCCGACUCAAGCUCCUCCGCCAGGGUUCAACAUGGGUUACAACCAGGGCCAGCCGCCGGUCAUGUACCAGCCGGGACCGGUCGGACCAGCUCCGGGGCCGGAGUACGGCGGGCCUCCUGGAGGAAUCUCCCCGGCUCCGGUUGGGAUUCCAGCUGCCGUUCCUGUCGGGGUCCCGCCAGGUCUCGAGUACCUCACACAGAUCGACCAGAUACUGAUUCACCAAAAAGUGGAACUCCUAGAAGCGUUCAUCGGCUUCGAGACCAACAACCAGUAUGAGAUAAAGAACAGCCUGGGCCAGAAGAUCUACAAGGCCAAAGAGAAGAACGACUGCUGCACCAGGAACUGCUGUGGCUCGCUGCGCAGCUUCGACAUGAAGAUCAAGGAUAACAUGGACAGGGAGGUCAUCCGCCUCAUACGGCCUUUCCGCUGCGUGUCCUGCUGGUGUCCCUGCUGCCUGCAAGAGAUGGAGGUCCAGGCACCACCCGGCACCACCAUAGGAUACGUCAAACAGGACUGGCACCCUUUCCUGCCAAAAUUUUCCAUCCAGGGAGCAAACAAGGAGACUGUGAUGAAACUGGAAGGGCCCUGCUUUGCCUGCAACUGCUGCGGGGACGUCAACUUUGAGCUGAAGGGGAAAGAUGGUGACAAGCCCAUCGGUCGCAUCAGCAAGCAGUGGAGCGGCCUUCUGAAAGAAGUCUUCACCGACACGGACAACUUUGGCAUCCAGUUCCCUCUGGACAUGGACGUGAAGAUGAAAGCCGUGCUCAUGGGAGCCUGCUUUCUCAUUGAUUUCAUGUUCUUCGAGAAGGUCGGCGAGGCCAACCAGCGCAGCUCCGUGUUUUCGUAAUAGGAAAAAAGGAAAACAAGAGCAUGAGAGCACGGACUGUCUUCAGUUAUGCAUACUCUGUUCACUUACUUUGUUUUUCCAUUUGUUUUUUUUUUGUUGUUUUUUAAGUCCUCCCUUCACCAGAUUCCAGCCAACAUGGUGCCAAUCACAGGAUCCUUUUAUACACACAUGCAGACCAGCAUGAGCUAAAGAGCUCUUGAUUCCUGAUCUCUGCCAAGGAUUUAAAAAAAUCUAUUCAAACUCAGUGAUUGACACUGGCUGCCAUGUUGCCAAUAUUACACUCCAUACAGUCUGAAGACAUUUAGUCCAUUUUUAAAUGAGUACAUCCAGCUGAGAUUUAAUCCAAAGAAAAUCAACCUAACCCUCAAUGUCUUCUUCAGUGCCUUCACACGUAAAUAAGAGUGAAUAUCAACAUACAUAUUUGAAUUUACUUUUUGCUACACUGGCAUUGACAUUUCAUAUUUAUGCUGUAUAUAAACCGACUAUUAGUACACUUGUACUCAUGCUUAUUGAAGAAACUACAGUAAAUGAUGUGUAAGUGCAAUACUAUUGUAAAUGUAGAAGCUGUAUUCAUUGCCUUGUUUUAGCCAUGCUGGUGGCUAGCUGAUAGCAGUGUCUGCUGGUCCACUGAUAUGGUCUAGCCUGAAAUAUUUCCACAACUAUCGGAUGGAUUACUGUGAAAUUUUGUACAGACAUUCAUGGUCCCUAGAGGAUAAAUCCUAAUGACUUUGGUCAUGCAUUCACUUCUCAUCUAGCACCAUCUUCAGAUCAAGAGUUUAAUUCGUCCAGCACUUGGGUUUAUGACCAAAUACCUGCAAAACUAAUGACAAUCCCAUCACCCGCAGUUGUCUUUUAUGCUAAGUGACAAUUAGCAAAUGUUAGCAUGCAAACAAGCUAAACUAAGUUAGUUAAUAUUGUGAAUAUUACAUGUGCUUAACACCAGCGUGUUAGCAUUUUCUUGUGAGCAUUUUAGCACGUUUACAUUAGCAUUUAGCUCGAAGCUCUGCUGUGCCUUAGUAUCUUGUAAAGUUGCUAGCAUGGCCAUAGACUUUUACUUUCGUCAUAAAUAACCAAAAUAUAGAAUAUAGAAAGCUGAGCACUUAUGGGCUGUUGUGAUUAAGUUUAUAGGGAAGUUAUGUUUGUGAUGAAAAUGAAGGAAUUUUAAUUGACACAUGCUAACGCUUUAACAAAGUGCUCUUUUUCUACCUCUCACCUGUCUUUUGCUUCUUUAAAACCCUCUCACCCUCUCUGUCUUCAAGCCUGGUGUACACACUCAAAACAGUAGGACAGACCUCAGUGUAAAUGCUCCCAUGCCUCCUCUGUGUUUUAGUCGUUACCCUGGAGACUGAGGCCACAGUCGAACCUCGCCCUCCAAUUUCCCCAGAUACCACUGUGUUUGAACUACGGCCAGUGUAGUGAUGUAGGACGGAGACAGUGUGGGGUAAUGUUAAAUGGGAGAAGAAAAAAAUUGAGUAAAAGGAGUAGGGAGGAAAUAAAAAAGGCAGAAGUUGAGGUUAGUGAAUGUAAUAAAUCUCACUUGGGAAAACCCAUUCCAUCAGUGAGGUGUUUAAGAAAACAUUCAUAUUCUGUAGUUUUUGUGCAGAAAGCGACCUGAAUGUGAACGUGUGAUUUCUGGUCUGUUUUCAGUGUGAUUUUAAAAUGGCAGGUUAAUGUUUGUUAGUGUUGCUUAUUGCUGUUUAAUGCACCUCUUAAUAAUCAUUCUCAUGUGUAUCAUUCUCAUGUGCCUCUGAUGGGGUUUGUUGCCACUGCUUCAUUUUUACUGUCAGCAAUUAAUGUGUGUUAUUGCAUGUAUGCUACCAUCAGCUUGUGUGCAGUCUGACCUCUGAUAAGGAAAGAGAGAGUAGCCAAAGGAUGUUCAUUACGUUUAGUGUAGUAAUUUGUUCAUUGGAUGAUGUAAAUCUGAGGUUCCUGCUUUUUAAAAUCAUAUAUAUGAGCAGCUGACAGGAGCUGUUCACAUCUGUUUCCUGUGUUUCUAUCAAAACUCUUUUGUACUAUUUCCCUGUAACUCUUGAUUGUUAAAUACAUUUUUUAUUUACAAUAGGUCAGAAAUAAAACAAAUGCCAUGUUAA
Messenger RNA from Lates calcarifer (barramundi perch), 3424 nucleotides. Its product is annotated as phospholipid scramblase 2. The transcript has 8 exons. Gene Ontology annotation, biological process: plasma membrane phospholipid scrambling. NCBI's taxonomy places the organism in Eukaryota, Metazoa, Chordata, Actinopteri, Centropomidae. Gene Ontology annotation, cellular component: plasma membrane. The record is from RefSeq and is a predicted model, not a curated record. Bases 378 to 1334 code for a protein of 318 amino acids. Gene Ontology annotation, molecular function: phospholipid scramblase activity.